Messenger RNA from Cephus cinctus (wheat stem sawfly), 3843 nucleotides. RefSeq names its product semaphorin-1A (gene Sema1a). Gene Ontology annotation, molecular function: chemorepellent activity; semaphorin receptor binding. The transcript is spliced from 10 exons. Gene Ontology annotation, biological process: neural crest cell migration; negative chemotaxis; positive regulation of cell migration. NCBI's taxonomy places the organism in Eukaryota, Metazoa, Arthropoda, Insecta, Hymenoptera, Cephidae. The record is from RefSeq and is a predicted model, not a curated record. Bases 1516 to 3813 code for a protein of 765 amino acids.
AACCUAGGUCACGAAUGAAUCAUCUCAUCUCAUUUCCUCUUCAUCUCAUCUGAUCCCAUCUAUCUCCUUUUCAGUAAUAUCUUAUAUCUGGAAAAUCAUAACACUAACGAUCAUGCUCGUUCCAGGCACUACGCUAGUCAAACGGUCAACCAUUAUUUCCAACGGAGUUCAAAAGAGAAAAUGCAGAGUCGUUAAAAAUAAUUCUACGUGAAUAAAUUAAUCGUGAAUCUAGUAAAGAGGAUAGAAUUAUUAUAAAAAAAAAUCGGUGACAUCCAAAAAGAACUUUAUUUGAUUUCGUGAUUUUCUAACCGGUCUCCUGUUUCGUGAACGAACUCAGAGGAUUCUGGUCGCCGGCGUUAGAUGGCAGUGCGGUCGGUCACAUCCGCAGAAUCAAAAAAGACAGCUGGGAAGUGUAACAUCCACACAUCGAUUCGGUGGUGGUCCGUUGGUCGCGUCGCGCGAAGAAUAUAUCCUGUGUGACGUGCGAUUUUUUUGCCCCCUCCCAAAGGUGAGAAAAGCGUCGGGGAGACUCGAGAGAUACAUCGUGGUGUCUCGAACGCGCGUCUGUAAUUCCUUUUUCGUUUGAUCCCUUAAUAGACCCUACCCCGUAAACCGACACAGUCACGUCUUUCUCGUAGUAAACGACGAGAGAAAAGAAGAAAGAAAAUCCUCGCUGGAAUUGUGAUCCUGUCCUGUGUCUCUUUCGUGUGAAGCAAGAAAGCUGUUUUCGCUUCGAAGAAAGUGACUGCCCAAAUAAGGAAAGGAAGGACUUCAAAACGGGUGAAGAUUCGGUUGGACUUGCGAGGGUGAUUUUCUGUUAUGCUGCCCUUCUCGUCAGCCCUUCUUGGUCUUCUACAAUCCUCCUGGUUAUCGUCCCGUAAUACUGGAAACGAAAGGAUCCCGCUGCACGAUAAUUAUCAGCUGCAUCUAUUCGUAUCGACUGCAUCGAUAAUCAGCGUGUCCCGGACGAGAACGAUCGUCCAAGAGUGUAAGGGAUCCUGCUAGAGUUCGGGUAGUCGAGAGUGACUGUAAGCGGCAUCGUCAGAGGGGCGAGGGACGAGGAGAGGAGGAGAGACAAGGGCGCAGAAUCGUUGCUAGUGUCGAGGGUGCCUACUGGCCACCCGUCGACCCUCCCCUUCGUCGGAGCAACGGCUGCCGUCCCCUUACCCAGAGAGAGAGAGAAGCCAAAAGGGAGCCAGCGACGGAGCGAGAGGGCAGGAGGAUAAGCUAUCGAGUGAAGUGGGGAAGGGGGGGGGGAGACAAGGCGCGUGCGCAACGGCGUGUUUUCAGCGUUAAUCGCGAGUCACCUGUCCAGUUCGGCCGCGAUCGUCCGCGAGUGUUACACGAGGGUACAAGGGGUGCGUGCUCGUUGCCGGAUCGAGAGGUUCGAUCCGUGUCGGCCAUAAUGUUCAACGUGCGUUGGACGAUCGCGAGCGACGCGAGCGUGAUCGCUUUGUCAAAGUGAAAUUACGGUAGACAAACCAACGGUGCUGGAAAUACGUACGCGCCGUCGUUAUGCAGCCGUCAAUCGUUCACGUGCUUCUCGCCUGCUGGAGCGUCGUGCUGGCAGCGUGGCAGGAGAACGUCAGGCCGAAGAUGUACGUCCAACUCGGAGCUGAGGACGUGUUCAGGUUCACGGGAAACGAGACGCACACGGAUUACUUUCGGCUUGUGCUCAGAGACGGGAAUUACCUCCUGGUCGGGGGCAGAAAUCUGGUGCACAAUCUGAGUCUUACGGAUCUGACCGAGCAGCAACGUCUUACCUGGUACUCUCCCGAGACGGACGUGAAGAUGUGCGUGAUGAAGGGCAAGGACGAGGAGAACUGUCAAAAUUAUGUAAGGAUUUUGGCGAAAACUGGUCCCAGCACGCUCCUCGUCUGCGCGACGAAUGCCUUCAAACCUAUGUGCCGUGACUACGUGGUUCAGCCUGGCAAUUACUCCGUAGCCAAGGAAAGAACUGGUCAGGCCUUGUGCCCUUAUGACCCUCAGCAUAACAGUACCUUCGUCUAUGUCGACGGCGAACUCUACACGGGGACCGUCGCUGAUUUCUCGGGGAUGGAUCCCAUCAUAUACAGAGGACCCUUGCAGACUGAGCAAUACGACUCUAUGAGUUUGAAUGCCCCGAAUUUCGUCAACUCCAUGACCCAGGGUGACUUUGUCUACUUCUUCUUCAGAGAAACGGCCGUCGAGUAUAUCAAUUGCGGCAAGGCUGUGUACUCGCGGGUCGCACGAGUUUGUAAAUACGAUCGCGGCGGACCCCAUCGUUUUCGAACUCGUUGGACAUCCUUUCUGAAGUCACGACUCAAUUGCUCCGUUACCGGAGACUUUCCAUUCUACUUCAACGAAAUCCAAUCCACAACGGAGCUGAUUUCCGGCCAAUACGGCACAGCCUCGGCUCAGCUGAUUUACGGCACCUUCACUACGCCGGUAAACAGCAUAAGCGGCUCUGCGGUCUGCGCCUUCUCGCUCCAGGAUAUCGCCGACACUUUUGAGGGCAACUUUAAAGAGCAAAGUGCUCUGAACUCUAAUUGGCUGCCCGUCCAAAGUGCCAAAGUACCCGAUCCAAGACCGGGCCAGUGUGUCAAUGACUCCAGCACUCUGCCUGAUCUUACGCUAGACUUUAUAAAGACACAUUCGCUAAUGGACGAGUCCGUGCCGAGCUUCUUCGGACAGCCAAUAGUCAUCAGGACCAGCUUCCACUAUCGAUUCACCCAAAUUGCCGUGGAUCCGCAGGUCAAAACUCCUGGCGGAAAGACGUACGACGUCCUUUUUAUAGGCACGGAUAACGGAAAGGUUAUAAAAGCCGUGAACGCCGAAUCCGCGGAUUCUCAUCAACGUGUUAGUCCUGUUGUUAUCGAGGAGAUCCAGGCGUUCCCUGUGACUGUUCCUGUACGUGGAAUUAAGGUGGUCCGUGCUACGCAAGCCGGAGAUGGACUCGAGGAUGGUCGUUUGGUCGUUAUAGCUGACAGCCAGGUGCAGGCAUUACGAUUGCAUCGGUGCUACAGCGACAGGAUACUGUCCUGUGGAGAAUGCGUCGCUCUGCAGGAUCCUUACUGUGCCUGGGAUAAGGUUGAGGGCAAGUGCAGAGCCUUGGUAGGACCUGCGGCAACAGACGCGAGCAGAUUCCUUCAGAGUGUCGCGACGGGAAUUCACUCUUCCUGUCCACCUAGCAAGACUCUAAAUAAGGAUGCUAGUAGCGUAGGCGCCAUAUCGGCCAAUCAAAAUAAGUUUCCUCAGGACUCUAUACCCAACAAAGAGAGCCAGGGAGGUGAGAUCAUCAACAUCAUGCAGAACGAGGAACAGGAUAAUUCUGGUCCCGAAGUGUCUGCUGCGGAUUCCCCGCCACCUCAGUACUCUGUGGAAACGUUGGUGAUGGCAGUGGUAGCCGGUGCUCUGGCGGCACUUCUCGUUGGAUUCAUCGCAGGAUAUCUAUGCGGCAGAAAAUGCCGAAAGGACGAAGACGAUAAUCUACCCUAUCCCGACACGGAGUACGAGUACUUCGAGCAAAGGCAAAACGUCAAUAGUCUGUCAUUUCACAGUAGACUGGCUCCAGAACCGAAGCUUCUACCUCAGGAGGAAGUGACUUACGCCGAGCCAGUUCUUGUACCGCAACCACCAAAGCUACACUCUCCCAAGGGUACCAUGAGGAAACCUCCACCGACGCCCGCGGAGACACUCUUCCAGUUUCCGGAUGGUUACGGGUUCCGCGGUACCCGCGACAACUUCGGGACGCUGCGUUCGCACCAGGGCGACGCGUACCGACGCAACGAUGGCUUCGCUACGACCCGAAGCGUGAAGAAGGUCUAUCUCUGAGAAACGAGCGAGGAGGGGGGUGGCCGCCAU